AAUUGAUAAAUGUCAUGCUCCCAGCACCCCCUUACUCCCUGCUAUUUCAUAACUGCACAAACCUCCAAAUUCCUAUAAAAGCCCCUCAAAUGAUCUUAUGCAAAAUACACCUUAAACAACAAUGGAUCAAGAAAACCUUAAGCAUGUCAUGUUCUUCCUACUAACACUAGCAGCUGCUAAUUUUACUACGGCAAUAGACUAUGCCGUUUCCAACAACGCUGGAGCCAGCAACGGUGCAACCCGCUUCGACAAAGAAAUUGGUGCUGACUAUGCCAAGCAAACACUCAGCUCAGCCGCCGAAUUCAUUCAGAAGCUCUUUCAACAAAACAACAACGCCGACACCAAAAGUGUCCAAGAAGUUAGUGUAGCGAUAGAAAACAUCGACGGCAUUGCAUUCGCUAGCAACAACGUAAUUUAUAUAAGUGCAGGAUACAUCGAAAAGUAUUGGGGAGAUAUCAAAAAAGAGAUUACUGGUUUGAUAUAUCAUGAAAUGGCUCAUAUACUGCAGUGGGAUGGAAAUGGCAAGGCUCCUUCGGGACUCACCAAAGGCAUGGCUGAUUUUGUGAGGAUGAAGGCAAGAUAUGCUUCGGAUCAAUGGAGUCCUGCAGGUCUAGGGAAUCAAUGGGACCAAGGAUAUGAAAUCACAGCUCAUUUUUUGCAUUACUGUGAUAAUAUCAAAAACGGAUUUGUGGCGGAUUUGAACGCGAAGCUGAAGAUCGGAUAUAACGAGAGUUACUUUAAUGAUCUGCUAGGGAAGCCAAUUUCUCAGCUGUGGAGUGACUACAAAGCCAUGUAUAAUAAUUAAUAAGACUAACUAAGAAAUUCAUAUCUAGUGCUAAUAAGAAAACAGAUCAUGUAAUGUAUAUGUAAUAACAGAAUCAAAGUUGUGUUAGUCAAUAUUGAUGCUAAUUUUUUAUAAUUAGUAUCUGAAGUACAACUAGCAAGGUAUUGAAGUGGGUGAAAUUUAAGCUUUUAUCUUGCAUAAGAUCUUAUAUUCACAAAAUAUAAAACAUAUUUUAUUUAAAUCCAAGAGGCGAGAGCAUUGAAAUUAAAAUACUGAAUCAGUAGAAGCAGCACCUUAUCCAUCAUAUUUUGAUAUUUGAUUACCAUAAUUGAAAAAUAACUUUGAAUGGAACGUUAUGUAAUCACACGAAAUACGCAAACAACACAUUUAAUGAUGCGGUGUACUCCAAUUAUAAAGUGUUAUGUUAUCAGAACCAAUUCCUAGGGAGAAGAAACAAGAAAAUUUAUUCACUAUACAUAAUAUGACACGGAAACAGUUGUCUUACAGCACUCACUCCAAAAUCUAAGAGAUGAUAUAUUU
Cicer arietinum (chickpea) is the source of this 1324-nucleotide messenger RNA. RefSeq lists its product as uncharacterized. The record is from RefSeq and is a predicted model, not a curated record. Lineage: Eukaryota; Viridiplantae; Streptophyta; Magnoliopsida; Fabales; Fabaceae.